Messenger RNA from Pogoniulus pusillus (Red-fronted tinkerbird), 326 nucleotides. Its product is annotated as large ribosomal subunit protein eL42-like. The transcript has a single exon. Gene Ontology annotation, biological process: translation. Gene Ontology annotation, cellular component: cytosolic large ribosomal subunit; ribosome. NCBI's taxonomy places the organism in Eukaryota, Metazoa, Chordata, Aves, Piciformes, Lybiidae. The coding region runs from base 1 to 321 and encodes 106 amino acids. Gene Ontology annotation, molecular function: structural constituent of ribosome. The record is from RefSeq and is a predicted model, not a curated record.
AUGGUGAAUGUCCCCAAAACCCGUUGGACCUACUGCAAGACAUGUGGCAAGCACCAGCCACACAAAGUCAUGCAGUACAACAAGGGCAAGGCCUCCCUCUACGCCCAGGGAGAAAGACUCUAUGAUAGGAAGCAAAGUGGCUAUGGGGGCCAGACAAAGCACAUCCUCUGUAAGAAGGCUAAGACCACAAAGAAGAUUGUGCUGAGGCUGGAGCGCGUGGAGCCUCACUGCAGGUCUAAGAGGAUGCUGGCCAUAAAGAGAUGCAAGCAUUUUGAACUGGGUGGAGACAAGAAGAGAAAGGGCCAAGUGAUCCAGAUCUGAGGUUC